Molecule: messenger RNA, 1911 nt
Organism: Babesia bigemina
Lineage: Eukaryota; Apicomplexa; Aconoidasida; Piroplasmida; Babesiidae
Product: succinate dehydrogenase alpha subunit, putative
Exons: 2
Coding region: 1-1911 (636 amino acids)
Biological process (GO): tricarboxylic acid cycle; mitochondrial electron transport, succinate to ubiquinone
Molecular function (GO): flavin adenine dinucleotide binding; succinate dehydrogenase (quinone) activity; electron transfer activity
Source: RefSeq, a predicted model, not a curated record
AUGUUCAAGGGCGCCGCUAUUUUCAGACGGCUUGCGCCACACUCACGGCGUUUCUCUGCAGAAUCGAUCACGAAGCGAGUUGCUGGGCACAGCGUAGUGGAGCAUUCAUACGACGCAGUUGUGGUCGGUGCCGGCGGAGCUGGCCUCAGAGCUGCCCUCGAACUGAGCUCAAAUGGAUACAAAACGGCGUGCAUUUCUAAGCUCUUCCCAACACGAAGCCACACUGUGGCCGCGCAGGGAGGCAUCAACGCCGCGCUGGGUAACAUGACGGAGGACGACUGGAGGUGGCACGCGUACGAUACAGUCAAGGGCUCAGACUGGCUCGGUGACCAGGACGCAAUUCAUUACAUGUGCAAACAGGCGCCGCAGGCUGUCAUUGAAUUGGAAAACUACGGGCUGCCGUUCAGUCGCACCGAAAGCGGUAAAAUCUACCAAAGAGCGUUCGGAGGGCAGUCCCUCAAAUUCGGAAAAGGGGGGCAGGCUUACAGAUGCGCUGCUGCCGCGGACAGGACGGGGCACGCCAUGUUGCAUACGCUGUACGGUCAGUCGCUCGCCAAGAACUGCCAAUUUUUCAUCGAGUACUUCCUUCUUGACCUGCUGUACGAAAACGGCGCCGUAGUUGGCUGUGUUUGCAUGCGCAUGGCUAAUGGCGAAAUACACGUCUUCAAAAGCAACAACGUAGUCAUGGCGACGGGGGGUUUCGGCAGAUGCUACUUCAGCUGCACGUCGGCUCACAUGUGCACUGGCGAUGGAAACGCGGCGGUCGCACGUGCCGGGCUGCCCCUCCAAGAUAUGGAAUUCGUUCAGUUCCACCCUACCGGCAUUUACCCAGCAGGGUGUCUGAUCACCGAAGGGUGCCGUGGAGAGGGAGGGAUUCUGCGAAACAGUGAGGGAGAGCCCUUCAUGAGCAGGUAUGCACCCGUUGCAAAGGAUCUCGCGUCUAGGGACGUUGUGUCGAGAGCAAUGACGUGUGAGAUACUAGAAGGCAGGGGUUGCGGCCCCAACAAAGACCACAUCUACCUCGAUCUAACACACCUCGGCGAAGACGUGUUCCGCGACAAGCUGCCGGGAAUCACAGAGACGGCCAAAAUCUUUGCCGGUGUCGACGCCAGAAAGCAAUACAUUCCUGUCCUCCCAACUGUACAUUACAACAUGGGAGGCAUCCCCACAAACUGGAAGGCUCAAGCCAUUGACCGGAGCGACAACACGGUACCCGGGCUGUAUGCAGCGGGCGAAGCGGCGUGCGCAUCUGUCCAUGGAGCGAACAGGCUGGGUGCAAACAGCCUCCUUGACAUCGUGGUGUUCGGUAAAAGGGCGGCACUCUCCGUCAUUGAGGCCUGCACCCCGGGCGAGCAGAGUAAAGCCUCGCCGGUAUGCGUGCGAGGCGCAGUAGAAUCGACCAUAGCCAAGAUUACCAAGCUGUUCGCGAGCGGUAAGUGCAGCGGACCGAGCCACACACAACCUGCAGCCAAAAAAGACGGCAUUCCCACCUCUGCGAUCCGCCUGCAUAUGCAGAAAAGCAUGCAAGACAAUGUGGCCGUCUUCAGGGACGGCGAGCGCCUGAAAAGGGGAGUCGCGCUCCUCGAGGAGUGCUGUGACCAGUUCAAGGACGUAAAAAUUACUGACACAUCUCCGGCAUUCAACACGGAUCUGUACGAGACGCUUGAGCUGGAGAACCUCCUGACGCUGGCCAUGCAAACCGUUGUGUCGGCUGAGGCCCGCAAGGAAUCCAGGGGAGCUCAUUCACGAGAGGACUACCCCGCCAGGGACGACGUGAACUGGCGCAAACACACCCUAUCGUACAUAGAGUCGCCGGAGUUCAAGAAUGUCAAGCUGGCUUACCGCAGCGUCAUAGAUACAACGCUUGGCAGUGACAUGGAAACCAUUCCUCCGUUCGAAAGAACGUAUUAA